Oncorhynchus nerka (sockeye salmon) is the source of this 1397-nucleotide messenger RNA. RefSeq lists its product as uncharacterized. The coding region runs from base 437 to 1324 and encodes 295 amino acids. NCBI's taxonomy places the organism in Eukaryota, Metazoa, Chordata, Actinopteri, Salmoniformes, Salmonidae. The record is from RefSeq and is a predicted model, not a curated record. The transcript has 4 exons.
UAUAAUUUGAUAUAAUAAUGGCAGAGGUUUAGAUCAGAGAACUGCGUUCCCACGUUCUGUGGGCAAUCACCAGGUAGACUAGGGUUUCUCUGUCUUCAUAUUCAAUGAACUGUGAGAAAUAUGAAUUCUUCACUCUUCAGUCAGUAGUCUUCAAUUUAAUUUAGACAGGUAUUCUUAAUAUUGGUUGGAAAAGCACUUGGAAUAUGACAAAGUGCAAAUAUAUUGCUGUUUGUAGUUAUCCCACCUGAAGGGGGCAACCUAAUAAAUGAAUCAGAGGAAGCCAUACAGACAGACACCUCCCCAUGGUCUACUACUGCAUGUAAUACAGAACAACAUGAAGCAUCAACAGUAGGACAGAGGGUGUCAAAGCUCUGUGAUAGAUAGAUUAGCAUUGUACUGCUGCUUACCUGUUCCACUUCAAACAGACUGACUAGUCAUGAGAAAUUGGCUGGUCCUGCAUGUUCUGGCUGUAUGCUGCUUUGAACUGAUAGCUGGGGAUGAAAUUACUUCUUUAAACCAUGAAGUCAUCAAGUCAGAGGGAGAAUCUGUGACUCUGAGCUGUUCAUAUGAUACAAGCCAAGAUCGUCCUUGGCUUUACUGGUAUCGGCAUUAUCCUAACCAGGCUCCUCAAUUUCUACUGUAUAAAGGUGCCAGAUCGAGUACACGUGAACAUAUCCCUGAUAAGAGAUAUACAUCCACAACGUCCGAUACCUCAACUGAACUGAAAAUACAACAUCUAACCCCGGCAGACACAGCUCUCUACUACUGUGCUCUUGACUCAACACAAGGUGGAGCUUCAAAGUCAAUGAGUGCUUUGACAGUACAGUAUGUAGUCUACAAUAUGUUUGAGGAGAGGAUAGUGAUACACUCUUACCUGACAAUGCAUGAAGCCAGUCAUUCAGACACCAUAAAGAUGUUUUAUGCAAUUUUGCUUUUUUCAAUGUUCUUUGGUAGCAGUUAUGAGGAGGAAAUAAUAUCAGCCACAACUGAAGAGCGUGUUUAUGAGGGUGAAGGCAUUACUUUAUCCUGCAACUACACUGGCUCCUACAGUACUGAUACUUUACUGUGGUACCAACAAUACCCCAGAACAAAACCAGAAUUUCUGCUUCUACUCACUGAAGGAGGGUUAAAGACACAUAAUGAAUCGACCCACCCUCGACUGUCUGUUAAACUAAAUGAUGAGAAGACCUGUGUGGAUCUGGAGAUCUCCUCUGCUGAAGUGACAGACUCUGCUCUGUACUACUGUGCCUUGCAGCCCACAGUGACAGGAAACCCAGAAAUACUGUACAAAAACAUGUCAAGUGCUUUGGAAAGAAACCUAUGAGAAGCAGAGGAGCUACAUGCAGGCAAGAGAGGAGUAAAUAUUCAGAGAUCGCCAAGAUUAUGUUUCUACAUGC